Amblyraja radiata (thorny skate) is the source of this 751-nucleotide messenger RNA. Its product is annotated as SH2 domain-containing protein 1A. Bases 68 to 430 code for a protein of 120 amino acids. NCBI's taxonomy places the organism in Eukaryota, Metazoa, Chordata, Chondrichthyes, Rajiformes, Rajidae. The transcript is spliced from 4 exons. Gene Ontology annotation, biological process: regulation of signal transduction; regulation of immune response. The record is from RefSeq and is a predicted model, not a curated record.
UGCCGGAGCCUCGGCCACAAGGCUGUCUGUGUCUGUGCGCCACGCCGAGGGGGUGGGGGAGAGAAGAAUGGACCAUCCAGUCUACCAGGGAAAGAUUAACAGAGAGACAGGCGAGAAACUUCUGGGCAGGAGCGGCAAGGACGGCAGCUACCUGCUGAGGGACAGCGAGUCGCUACCCGGAGUGUUCUGCCUGUGUGUACUAUGUUCCGGGGUGGUUUACACAUAUCGUGUGUUCAAGACGCCGUCAGAUUCGUGGACUGUUGAAACAGCGCCUGGAGUCCAUAAGAGAUUGUUUCGAAAGGUGAAGAAUUUAAUUGCUGCCUACCAGAAGGAAGAUCAAGGUUUAGCGAUACCCUUAUUGUACCCAGUGUGCAAGCAGAAAGGUACUGUAAACGAGGAAGAUUAUCAAAUGAUGAAAAGUGCUGAAUGAUGCCUGCGUUUUUUCAAUAUCAACCUGAAUUUUGACUGAAUUCACCAGUAGUGUUUUAUGUCAAAGUACAUUGCACCAGUCAAUUUGCAGACAUCUUCACUGAUCAUUCAUUGACUGUCAGACCCACUAUUCAACAAUAUCAUUUUCAGUUUUUUGUUUUUAAUUUCAGAGUACCAGAUGCUUAAUAUGCAAUUAGUCCUUUCCAAAAUAAGUUUGAAGAAUAUACUCUGUCUUCUAUCUGUAUACUCUACGAAAAAAAGGAAUCUUAAUUUUCCAUGUAUUUAUUUAUUUUUGCUUCAAACCUGUUUGAGAAGGGACGUC